Benincasa hispida (wax gourd) is the source of this 762-nucleotide messenger RNA. RefSeq names its product FCS-Like Zinc finger 3-like. The record is from RefSeq and is a predicted model, not a curated record. Lineage: Eukaryota; Viridiplantae; Streptophyta; Magnoliopsida; Cucurbitales; Cucurbitaceae.
GGAUUGAUACUCACCGAUUCAGGCGACUAUAAAAGGGCUCCGAGAUCUCCGAUCUUUCUCUCACACUCGGCGCACUCGCUCAUUUUUCCCACAGAUCGAUCGACUUCGAAUUGAAAUUCUUUUUCUCUAUGAGGACCGGAAUGCGGUACCACGCUGGCGGUGAGGAUCACAGGCGGGAGUCUCAUUUUCUUGAAGCUUGUUUUCUCUGCCGGAGGCCGCUCGGAUUCAAUCGAGACAUUUUCAUGUACAGAGGAAACACGCCGUUCUGUAGCAAAGAGUGCCGGCAAGAACAGAUUGAGUUCGACGAAGCGCAAGAGAAGAGCUGGAGAAUCUCUUCGUCGUCGGCGUCGGCGUCUUCAUCGGCGCCUUUGGCAGAUAAAACGACGGCGUCUGGUAAGAAGAACGUACGAACGGAUACAGUUGCAGUGGCGUGAAGUUGGAUGAAGGAAUUUUGAGAAAAAGGGAAAAAAAUUAGGGGGAAAAACGGAACCCUAGAAAUUUUCGGGGAGAGUAAAAGAAAAAAAUCAAAUGAGAGGAAAAGAGAUUCAGAUUGAGAACAAUGAAGAUUGAGAAAAGAUUUGAAAUCUCUUAUUGUGAAGAAGAUUUGAUUGGCAGACACUAUACAGAUCAACUGUUCUGCUUCAAUCUUUUUACUCUGCUUUUUACUUUUUACAUUUUUUUUUUUUUUGGGUUUAUGGAGAUAUUCAUAUUACUCUGUUUACUAAAUUCUCUGGAAAAGAAAUUGAUGAUCUGCCAUGGAAA